GGGAGAAUAUGACCCACUCCUUCAUUUCUGCUUCGGAGGUUGUUGGUAGAGACUCUGACAAAGAAGUGAUUGUAGAUCUUCUAAUGCCAAAAACUGUUGAUCUACAAAAUGGGAAUUCCCAGAGUGUUGUCUCUGUUAUUCCCAUAGUUGGUAUAGGAGGGUUGGGUAAGACCACACUUGCCAAGUUGGUCUACAAUGAUGAAAUGGUCGUUGGGCAUUUCGAUUUGCGGAUGUGGGUGUAUGUGUCAGUGGACUUUGAUAUUCAUAGGCUGAUGGAAAAGAUCCUUAGUUCUGCACUAGGUAAAGAAAUCAGUGAGAAAAUGUCUGUGGAUCAAUUACAAGCAAAGUUACGUGAGUCAUUGAAGGAUAAGAAAUAUUUGCUUGUCUUGGAUGAUGUAUGGAAUGAGGAUCGUAGUCAAUGGAGUGACUUGAGAAAUUUGUUGAUAGACGGGAUCAAAUUAGGAAGUAAAAUCUUAGUGACAACCCGUAAUCUCUCAGUUGCUUCAAUCAUGGGCACUGAACAACCAUACAAUUUAGCUGGCCUUUCUUAUGAGUAUUGUUUGUCAUUGUUUACAAAAUGUGCAUUCAAGGAAGGUGAUGAGAAACAGCAUCCACACCUCUUUGAAAUUGGAAAAGAGAUUGUGAAGAAGUGCGGAGGGGCUCCGUUGGCGGUGAGAACUUUAGGGAGUCAACUGUACUCAGAGACUGAUGAGCGUCGAUGGAAAUUAGUAAGAGAUUCUAAGAUAUGGGAAUUGGAGAGAGGGAGUGGUCAUAUCUUGCCUGCUUUGAGAUUGAGUUAUAUUCAAUUGCCUUCAUACCUGAAACCAUGCCUUGGUUAUUGUGCAUAUCUUUCAAAGAAUAGAUGUGAUUCUGUGGAUUUGAUCCAUUCUUGGAUGGCUCAUGGAAUCCUUCAAUCUCGUGAUAAUGAGAAUUUGGAGAUGGAAGAUGUUGGGGAGCAAUAUUUUAAAGAAUUAUGGGCGAGAUCGUUCUUUGAAAAUGUGGAAAUUGACGAGGAUUUGUAUGAUGUCGUCUAUACAUUUUCUAUGCAUGAUCUUAUCUAUGACCUUGUACAGUCAAUUGGGCAAGAUGAGUGGUCUGUUGUGGAUUCUAGCACUAAAGACAUCGAUGAAAAUGUUAGACACUUGUCAUUUUUGAAAUCUGACAACAAACUAAUAGUUUCAACGGUGUUGCAAAAGUUGAAAAAAGUGCAGGGUAUAACUCUAAUGGAAGAUGUGCAAAAGUUAAAAAAAGUGCAGAGUAUAACUCUAAUGGAAGAUGUGCCUAUCGACGAAUCCUUCCUUGAUACUUGCUUUUCAAAAUUUAAAUAUUUGAGGGUGCUUCGCUUCGUUGAAUUAUCAGUGGAGUUGCCAAGUUCCAUUGGUACAUUAAAGCAUUUAAGAUAUCUGGUUUUACAAGGAGGUAAGAUGACAAAACUGCCCACUGCCAUUUGCAAGUUGCAGAGCUUGCAAACCCUAUUUCUUGGUGGUUGUGGAAAUAUUCACGAGUUGCCAAGAGAUAUGAGCAAGUUGAUCAGCCUCAGAUCGCUUAUAAUGACGACGAAAGAAGCAUGUUUUCAAGACAAUGGAGUGGGAUGUUUGAAAUCUCUUCGGUUUCUCGCGAUUGUAAAUUGUGGUAAUUUAACCUCUUUGCCCCGCGAGAUGAGUUACCUUGCUGCAUUGCGGACUUUGAUAUUAGCUGAUUGUGAGCAACUCGAUCCGGUGAACCAACAUUAUCAAGCAAUUCCAUUGAGGCUUGAAAAGUUGGCUAUUAAGGGACUACCACGGAUGACGGAGUUGCCUGAAUGGUUUCGAGGAGCUCCCAACACCCUACAGCACCUGUACAUUAAAGAUUGUUCCAAUUUGGGUUCAUUACCAGGGUGGCUCACAAAUCUAACAUCACUUAAAAAGCUUUUCCUCAAGAAAUGCCCCAAAUUGUUGUCACUUCCAGAAGGGAUGGAUCGUCUCACUGCCUUGAGAGACUUGAAGAUACAACGGUGUCCUGAGUUGCAGAGAAGAUGCGAGCGUGACACUGGUGAAGAAUGGCCAAAGAUUGCUCGGAUUCCAAACAUUUAUAUUUCAAACUGGUGA
Molecule: messenger RNA, 2087 nt
Organism: Rosa chinensis
Lineage: Eukaryota; Viridiplantae; Streptophyta; Magnoliopsida; Rosales; Rosaceae
Product: disease resistance protein RGA2
Exons: 1
Coding region: 9-2087 (692 amino acids)
Biological process (GO): defense response to other organism
Molecular function (GO): ADP binding
Source: RefSeq, a predicted model, not a curated record